CUAAUUACUCUCUUCUAAUGACUAAGGAUGCUAUGGAGCCAGAUGGCUUUAAUGGCUGGGACCUGAGUAGAAAUGCAAGUGAUGCUUAAGGUGGAGAACUGGUGAUGCUGGAGCCAAGAGGAGCCAGCUCCUCAGAUUCAUUCACAGGUACUGAGCCCUUACCAAGUGCCAGGAGGCGGGCUGGCACUGGGAGGGGAAAGCAGAAAACAAUCAGACACUGGCCCCACCUUAAAGGAACUCAGCGUAGGAGGGGAGAUGAGGCCUGUAUAGAAACCUCGGUAAUAUAUACAGAGAGGAAAGUAAGAUGGGGUCUAAGAGAGCUUCAUUUACUCUUCUCUUCAAUUAAAUUAUUCAUUCAGUCACUCGGGCACAGUCUUCAGUGCUUUGGAUAUAAAGACAAGGGAAACUGAUCUGUAUCCCUGGAAACUACCAUCCUAAUACCUAACCUGAGUCACCCGGGGAGUUUUUCAAAAUAUAAUUCCCCAGUCCACAGCCCAGACAUUCUGAACCUGAGUCGGCAAGUGGCACCCAAGAAAUCUAAGUCUCCUACUCUAGGUGUUCUCCAGGUUCAGAUAGGACAACAAGUAAAGGGAGCUCAGAGGAAGGAGAGCCAGAAGUAAGGAGAAAGACUUCAAGGCCCACCUCUCCCAGGAAGCCCUCCCUGACCAGCUCAGCAUGCUGGUCUUCAUGUCCUCUGACCCUAACCCCCACUGCACGUCCUCUGUGAUUUUUCUGGGAAACAGGGAGGGUUAGUCCCCUUGGUUCUUGGGUGGGUCUUUCCUCUAAAGCUGAGUGCUCCUAGGUUCCAAGGUCAUUGUGACGAGGAUUCCAGGGGCUUUGUGACACGUGCUGGCUGGCUCUGUUCAAGUAUGGGAGGUCAGAAGAGGCCCAGUUCCUCCUGGAAAUGAAACUUAUCCCCCAAAAGGAAGACUGCCUUCCCCUGCUUCAUUAAAGCAUCAUUUAGAGCUUCAAGUGAGAUCUGGUCAGAGGUCGCUUUGAAGAAGGCCAGCAGGGGCCAUGACCACCCUCUCUCCCGAAAACAGCCUUUCUGCCAGGCAGUCGGCCUCCUUCAUCCUGGUGAAGAGAAAACCACCCAUUGACAAGACAGAAUGGGAUGGCUUCUUUGACGAGAAUGGUCACUUGGCCAAGUCACGAGACUUCAUUUGCGUUAAUAUCCUGGAAAGGGGUCUGCACCCCUUCGUGAGGACGGAAGCCUGGAAGUUCCUCACAGGCUACUACUCGUGGCAGAGUUCCCAGGAUGAGCGGCUCACAGUGGACAGCACGAGGAGGAAGAACUACGAGGCCUUAUGCCAGAUGUACGAGAAGAUUCAGCCCCUUCUGGAAAACCUGCACCGGAACUUCACAGAGACCCGGAACAAUAUCACAUAUGACAUCCAGAAACUCUAUGACAAAGACCCCCUGGGCAAUGUCCUUAUUGAUAAGAAGAGGCUGGAGAAGAUCCUGCUCCUGAGUUAUGUCUGCAACACCGAAGCAGAGUACCAGCAGGGCUUCCAUGAUAUGGUGAUGCUCUUCCACCUGAUGGUAGAACAUGACCAUGAGACCUUCUGGCUUUUCCAGUUCUUUCUGCAGAAAACGGAGCACAGCUGUGUCAUCAACAUCGGGGUGGGCAAGAACCUCGACAUGCUCAACAUCCUGAUCAACUUCCUGGACCCUGUGUUCUCUGAUCACUUAAAAGGCAAGGGUGCUGGGGCCGUGCAGUCCCUCUUCCCCUGGUUCUGCCUCUGCUUUCAACACGCCUUCAAGUCCUUUGAUGACGUCUGGAGGCUCUGGGAGGUACUGCUGACAGGGAAGCCCUGCAGGAACUCCCAGGUGCUGGUGGCCUACAGCAUGCUGCAGAUGGUGCGUGAGCAGGUGCUGCAGGAAAGCAUGACGGGCGAUGACAUCCUCCUGGCCUGCAACAACCUUAUCGACCUUGAUGCUGAUGAGCUGAUCUCCGCUGCCUGCAUAGUUUAUGCUGAGCUCAUCCAAAAGGAUGUCCCUCAGCCAUUAAAGGAUUUCCUUCUCUGAGGACACUCACAAUGGAUAGACGCCCUCAAUGGACAGGACCAGACGAGAUCCUGAUGAGGUCAGGAUCAGGUCCAAUGGGGCAUUCGGGUGAGUGCAUAGGUAAUACAGCUGCAAGGAAACCGCCUUCUGGAGUCACAGUUUGUGGUGAGCAGUGUGUCUCCUGGGGGGUGGGGGGUGGGGCGUGUAAGGGCAGAGACAGGAUUGUUUAACAAGAAGAGAGAAUGCCAGGGCUAGAGAGCGGGCAUAUCCUGGGAAGAGAUUGUUCUGGUCAGCAAUUCCUUGGUGGCUGAGGAUUUUCCAAGGCGGCAGUGCUUUUGCACCGGAAAGGAAAGGGUUAAGGGGGAAUCAACUUUUGGAGGCAGCGGCUCUAAUAGGCUUGCUCACUCCCUGGGGCUCAGUCCUGGGAGGAAGGCCUGACCCCAGGGCUCCCCCUCCAUUGCUCCCCUUACUCCCAACACAUCAGUCACGCAUGAAUAUGUUUUUCCUGGGCUUCCCAUCAGUCUGUGGGAGGAAUAGACGCCGGCUGGCAAGUGACUCCCCUCAUGGUUUCAAAGCCCCCUCGCAAGUGCAUCUUCAUGCUCAGCCUGGAAGGCCAGCUCAAACUAAACUCGAUUUUUCAGCCUUAAUUUCUCCCUGGAGCAGAGGCUCCUGCUGCCCGUUGUCCCCAGACUGCGCCCCAGCCCCGAGCCCCCACCCCCAUCCUGCCCAUGCCCU
This is a messenger RNA of Sus scrofa (pig), 2742 nucleotides long. It is a transcript of the gene TBC1D21, whose product is annotated as TBC1 domain family member 21. Lineage: Eukaryota; Metazoa; Chordata; Mammalia; Artiodactyla; Suidae. Gene Ontology annotation, molecular function: GTPase activator activity. The record is from RefSeq and is a predicted model, not a curated record. Gene Ontology annotation, biological process: activation of GTPase activity.